Ascochyta rabiei is the source of this 1944-nucleotide messenger RNA. RefSeq lists its product as uncharacterized. The record is from RefSeq and is a predicted model, not a curated record. The transcript has a single exon. NCBI's taxonomy places the organism in Eukaryota, Fungi, Ascomycota, Dothideomycetes, Pleosporales, Didymellaceae. Bases 1 to 1944 code for a protein of 647 amino acids.
AUGGUUAUCUACAAGGCCCAGCAAGCCUUGUCGCCUAAGGUAGUUAGGUUCCCCGCUGUGCAGUACAUCAAGCGCCGCGAGGUAGGAGCGCCAGACAGCGAGCAUCCGUUCAACGCGCUCCAGACAGGGAAGACGAUGAGCAAGUACAGUCGCUGCUGGCUGUCUAUCGUCUGCUACAUCUGGCGGACGCACAAGCUGGCUGAGCCAGAGCCAGAGCCACAGGCUGCCAGCGCCGCGGACAACGACGACGACGACGACGAGGAUGUGCUCAGCCAGCGACCAGACGAUGGUAGAGCAGGCACGCAGGAGACUUUAACAGCAAGAACAAUCAGCGGGAGAAAACCGCGGUAUCUGCUGACUGGCAAACAGUUGCAGGCGCUGUGGCGGAUCCAGCAGGUUGUGUGUGCGGAGCAGCCCAGCAGCAAGAAUACAGACAACGACCAUAACAAUAACAAUAAAAGCGAGCUGGAUGAUGACACAGAGAAGGAGCUAGAGCGCCUUGUUCUCGCCUUUCUACUUUUGCUGCUGGACCACCACGUCAAGGACGAUUACUACAGGAGCGCCCUGGUUAGCGCAACCGCCGUGCUAGGCGUCGACCGCGACUGCGGGUGGAAGAGCCCCCUCGUGUACACAACGUCGCUGUCUGCUAUCAUAACAGUGGCCAAGAUGCUGGUGCUGUACAGCGCAGUGCAGGCGCGGAAGAAGGCGGUAGCAGAUCUUAUAGAGGCAGAGUCGUGGGCGCAGGAGGACGCAGAGGACAUAGCGCGGAGCCACGUAGAGCUGGUGCAGGAGAUAGUGAACCGCUUCAUAACGCUCAGCACGCACGGCGGCCUGCCCACGCCUAUGGACUGGGUGCUACGGCUGCGGGCGUACGGCAAGAAGAUCAGGGGUGAGGUGACCGCGGAGGGCACCGUUCAGUGGGUGGGAGACACGAUCCUGCACGGCUACACGCAGUACAGCAUGCCCGCGCUGCGCUCGAUGAUCUACGGCCUGGUGGAGACAACGCGUAGGGAACUGGAGAGGGACUUGCUGCUUCUGGACGUCGACGAGCUCGGCCAGCUCGCUGAGGGAGCGACCCCGUUGCCGACGAUCGAAUGGGACAAGAUCGUGGACAACCCCGCCGAGCUGCGGUCCGGGUUCAACUUCCUCCAGGACAAGCGCAACACGUUUGGCGGCGUAGACAGAAGCUGCUGGCUAGACCAACAGAUUGUCAAGGAGAAGAGGCUGCGAGAGGCGUUUGUCGACGUGAAGGCCUUCGUGCCUGGUGGGAGCGGUGUGACGUGGGUGGAGAAGCGGGUGCAGAGAUACAAAAAGGCGCUGCAGCUGUUCUGCGAGCACUUGCUGGUGCUUGUGCACAUGACAGGUGGUGCGCCUGCCCGCAGCACAGAGCUGGUGACGGUCACGCACACCAACCUGCCCAACGCAGAGAGCCGCGGGCUGUUUGUUAAGGACGGGCUGAUGGUGUACGUGACCAUGUACCACAAAGGCAUUAGGCAGACCAGCAACGCUAAGGUCAUUCACCGCUACCUGCCGCGCGAGGUGGGCGAGCUGCUGUUCUACUACCUGUGGAUGGUCCUCCCGUUCUGGCAAAAGCUGGAGCGCGCAUCGAGCAGGCGCCACGUCCUAGCGCCCAGCGCCUUCAUAUGGGAGCCGGUCAGGGAGGAGGCGUGGGCUGGCCCGCAGCGGAGGAAGAAGCAGCGGCUCGUUGACGAAGAUGAGGAGGAGGAGGAGGACAGAGAGGGAGUUGGAGAAGAAGAAGAAGAAGAGGAGGAGGAGGGAGAAGGGAGCAACAAAGAGGAGCGCCGCACCCGGACAGGAUCAGGCAGGAAACGCAAGCGGGCAGCUGUGAAGAAGCCGCAGCGGUGGGGUACAGACCAGGUGCGGCGAGCCAUCGAGCGCGUUACGCUGCACUGGCUCCAGACCAAGCUCAACAUCCAGAUCUAG